Messenger RNA from Nematolebias whitei (Rio pearlfish), 4013 nucleotides. RefSeq names its product ribosome binding protein 1a (gene rrbp1a). Gene Ontology annotation, biological process: protein transport. The transcript has 28 exons. NCBI's taxonomy places the organism in Eukaryota, Metazoa, Chordata, Actinopteri, Cyprinodontiformes, Rivulidae. Gene Ontology annotation, cellular component: endoplasmic reticulum membrane. The record is from RefSeq and is a predicted model, not a curated record. The coding region runs from base 348 to 3848 and encodes 1166 amino acids.
AUUUAUGGUAGCUGUGAGGGGCACGGGGCCAACGCGUCUAGCCAGCUCGAAGUGCCACGACUUCAUAGUAGAUCUGGGAUCCAGCGGAGUGAGAGGGAGACCACUGAAAAAAGAAAGAAAUAAGGAAAAAAGCAAGUUAACCAAUCUCCUGGAUAUAUAGGCAGCUUUGUAAAGAAGCUACAAGCGUUUUGCCCUGUCAUUUCCUCUCUGAAGCGAACAGACUUGUCACGAGCGCAGAGAAAAAUCCUUGGUUGAAAAUCAGGUAUUUUAGAGUUUGGAGCUCACCUGUAACACAUCUGAAGACAGUUUUGUGAAGCCUGAGAUAAUUUAUUUACUGAACUCACACAAUGGACAUCUACGACCCCCAGACCCUUGGGAUAAUGGUAUUUGGUGGAUUCAUGGUGAUUUCUGCCGUCGGGAUCGCCCUCGUCUCCACCUUCUCCAUGAAGGAGACCUCCUAUGAGGAGGCCCUGGCUAAACAACGCAUGGAGUUGGGUAAAAUGCAAUCUGUUCGUGCCGACAAAAAGAAAAAAGACAAAGUGUCUGAGAAAAAGAACCGUGGGAAGAAGAAAGAAGACAAGCCCAACGGAAAAAUCCCAGAACAGGAAAAGGCCGAAGAGGCUGCUGAAGCCGACUCUGAAUCUGAUGCAGUCACUGAGCCUGCCGCUUCCACAGCAGUCCUUGCUGCUCCUGUUCCUGAGCCUGCCCCUGCUGUUGAAGUUAAACCAGCUGCAGUCCCUGUGGCUGCAGAACCCAUCUCUGUCGCAGAGCCCUUGCCCGUGCCCUCACCUAAAGAGAAAAAGAAAAAGAAGGUGGCAAAGGUUGAACCGGCCUCUACUCAGCCUGCUCCUGUUGUCUCUGCUCCUGCACCAAUGAAGUCCUCUGCAGCUUCUCUCAUAACUCAGAAUCCUGUGUCUGCUCCAAACAAAGCAGCCACCUCAUCUUCUGCACCAACCUCAGCUAAGCCUGCGCCCGCAUCGACCAAGUCUGCUGCUGCUUCAGCCAAGUCUGCUUCCACUCCUUCUCCUGCCCCUGCAUCAACCAAGUCUACUUCUGCAUCAGCCCCUGCAUCAACUAAAUCUGCCGCUGCGUCAGCCCCUGCAUCAACUAAAUCUGCCGGUGCGUCAGCCCCUGCAUCAACUAAAUCUACUUCUGCGUCAGCCCCUGCAUCAACUAAGUCUACUCCUGCCCAAGCCAAAUCUUCUGUGUCGACUGCCCCUGCAUCAGUUAAAUCUGCCACAACCAAAUCUGCCCCUGCACCAUCCAAGUCUGCUGCAGUCCCAUCCAAGUCUGCACCAGCUCCAUCCAAGACUGCUCCAGUGCUGGAGGCUGUCACUAAAGAUGUCCCGGUGAUGGCUGUGCCCCCUGUAGGAUCUCAGCAGGCUCCGGCUGUUGUGUCAAAACCACAGGAGCCCAAGAAGAAGGCCUCAAAGAAAAAGGCAGAGCCUGCAGUGGCAGUGGUGGACUCUGCUGAUGCUCCGCUGUACCUGCCCUAUAAGGCUCUGGUUUCCACCAUCAACACCAUGAUGUUCAGUGAGGGAGAGGCGCACAGACUCAUCGAGAUCCUGUCUGAGAAAAUCGGCAUCAUUCAGGAGACCUGGCACAGGGCCUCUCAGAAAGGAGACCCAGUGGCCAUGCUGAAAAAACAGCUGGAGGAGAAGGAGAAACAGCUGGCAGUAGAACAAGAGGAUUCUUCUGCAGUUAAGAACCGUCUCAGAGAGCUCACGAAGGAGCUGUCUGCUGAGAAGUCCAAAGUUGCCAGUGUGGAGACUAGACUGAGUUCUCAGCUGAGUAAGAGGGAACAAGAAAUGAUUGCUCUGCAAGCUCGUAUGCAGGCCAGUUACCAGGACCAUGUAGCUCAGACCCAGAGGCUCAAUGCAAAGAUCCUGAGCCUGCAGGACCAGCUGGAAAAAGGCCCCAAUGCUCAACUUGCACGUCUGCAACAGGAGAACACAAUCCUGCGCGAUGCUCUGAACCAAGCUACCAGUCAAGCUGAGAGCAAGCAAAAUGCAGAGCUGGCCAAGCUGCGACAGGAAUCUGCAAAGUUGACCAAAGAGCUUGGAGAGAAGACUGAAAGUCUGCUUGCUGAUGAGCGCGUCAGGAAAGGGCUGGAGGCCAAGCUCUCCGCUGCUGAGAAGCAGCUCUCCCUGCUGCAGGCCAGCCGUGCAGAAAGUGAGCAGUCCUUACAGAAAAGAUUGGAGGACGUGUGCGAGGAGCUCAGAACUACGCAGACCAAAAACAACAGCCUGCAGGCUACUUUGGAGAAGGUCCAAAAGGACAGCGGCUCAAUCUCAGAGUAUCAAGUGCGAACAGAGCGACUGGAGGCUGAGGUCGCGGAGCGUUCUGCUCGGGUGGAUGCCCUCACCUCCCAGCUGGAGGAGACGCGAGCAGAGAAGAGUCAGCUUGAACAGCAAGUGGCCUCGAUCAACUCGCUGUUGGAGGCCAGUCAGAGCAAAACAGAGGAGGAAAACAUUCAGAAGGCGAACGCAGCAGAAGUGGAACAUCUAAAGCUCCGCGUUCAAGAGAAAGACGGCCAGCUGAACGCGCUUCAUGAAGAAGUGACGCAGCUGCAGACAAAGCAGGAAGCCGCUGAGAACACCAUCACUGAACUUCAGCAGCAAAAUAAGAGUGAGGAUGCAAGCCUCAUCACUUCGCUUCAGAAUGAACUUAAAAAUCUCAAAGAGGAGAUGGUGCAACUUAAAAACACACCAUCGGAUAGCUCUGCAGAUCUUACACUACUAGAAAACAGUGUGGCUGAGAAGGAUGCUCUGGUGACAUCACUACAAGAGGAGCUGAGGGAAGCGAAAGAAAAGAUGUCAGCAGAUGAUACUCGUUUGGCGCAGCUGGCAGCUUUUCAGACUGAAACCAAAGAAACUCUUGAGUCGCUCUUCCCAAAGAUGCUAGUAGAGACUGAGCAGUCCGACUGGUUACAAGUGUUUACACAGAAAGCCCAGGAGUCCCUCAGCCAGCAGCGUCAAGAGGCUCAGUCGAGUUCGCAGCUGACGGAGUUACUUGGGAAACUGAAAGAAGCGGAGGAGAGUCACGGCUCCCUGCAGGCCGAAUGUGAGCAGUACAGGACCGUCUUGGCUGAAACUGAGGGAAUGCUGAAGCAUCUGCAGAAAAGUGUGGAGGAGGAAGAGUUGGUGUGGAAGUCAAAGAUGGCGAACUCAGAAGAACAGUUAAACGAGGCUUUGCAGAAAGUCAGCAAGCUGGAAGCAGACAACCAAAGUAUAGGACAACUGAAGGAGCAGAUGAUGCUUCUGGAAGCCCAGCUGGAGAAGCAGACAGACAGCCUGGUGAUCUCAGAAAACUUGGAGCAGCUAAAGCUGCAGCUGUCAGAGUGUCAGCGCCAGCUGCAGGCAGCCCAGAAGGAGGCCCACGUACACAAGGAGGAGCUGGAACAGGUCAGAGAGCAGCUGGGUGAGAUCACGAAGCGGACUCAAGGAGAGCAGAACGGCCCAGCUGAGGCUGAACCCAGUCAGGUUCAGAACGAGCUGAGUCAGAUGACGGAGAAGCUGCACGGGGAGGCAACUCAGAGGCAGCAGCUCUCAGAGGAGUUUGAGCAGGCCCAGAAGACUGUAGCAGACCUUCAAGCCCAGCUGGAUCUCCUAAAGGUUUCUGCAGAGUCAUCACAAUCGGACACCGAAGACGUAGCUCAGCUCAAGGAGCGCCUGGAGAAGGAGAAGAAGCUGUCCGGAGAUCUGGGCCAAGCAGCCACGAAGCUGCAGCAGCUUCUGAAAGCCACUCAGGAACAGCUGACCAAAGAGCGGGAGACCAUGAGGACACUACAGGAGCACUUGGAGGUCAAGGGAGAGUACGUGGAGUUGAAGGAAGGGACGUCCGUCUGAGACAAAGUUCAGCGGAGACACUACAAACUGCCAAAUAUGCCUUAUAUAAUUAUGCAUUCCAAUAUUUUCUUUUUUUUUUUGCAUUUGUUGCAACUUUUGGGAUCAAAUAUCGUGUAAUUAACAUUUCAGUUAAAAUCAUGCUGCAAUCUUUAUUGAAACUCACAU